AUGAGCCCCGUCAAGCAUAAAAGGUCCUUAUCGUAAUUGACACGUUUCCGAGAUAAAUGACGUCAAAGUCAAAUGAUGACGUAUCAAUAUGGCCGCGCCCAGAUGUUGACAUGCAUCAAGGUUAAACGGAAGGAAAAACAGAAUAAUGGAUACAUUUGAGGAAUUGGAUGACUUGCUUUCGGUGUUUGGGUUAGGCGAACCACCCACACAUGCCUCACAAGAUCAGUCUUCCGGUAGAACAUCGCCGACUUUUGCUACUGAAACCUCACUAGAAGAGCGUGUUAACCGUUUCUUUAUAGCAGUGGCGGUUACAGAAGAGGCUUGCCAAGCAGACGACACAGAGGAUCAACAUGACGACCAUGUCCCUGUGACCAAUGAAUAUGAUCCUCAGAGUGAUAUAGAUGACGUCUCAACUAAAAUAAACACAGGUUGUCCUUGCAAAAGGAAUUGUUAUCUGAACUUUACUGUGGACCGAAUUCAGACGCAUAUUCUUAGCCUACGAGAGAUGUCCAAGAAUGAAAAAGAAAUGCUUCUAAUGGGGACAUUAAAACGGGUAGGUGACAAUUCCAGAUGUAAAAAUAAAGAAAGAACGCGACAAAGAUAUGACUAUUAUUUCGAUGGCAAAAAGAUCUGUCAAGAAGCAUUUUCAUUUAUAUUUGACACUAAACAUAAGACCCUAAGAAACAUUUUGGCACACAUGAAAGAACAUGGAACGGAACCGCGCGUUCAUGGUCACACAGGCAGACGAGCACCAAAUGCGUUUGCGCAAGACGUAAUUAGAAAUGCAAUCCAAUUUCUAAUCAACUACGCAAGUGAAGUCGGCCUUCCCCAGCCGGCAGCUCCCAGAGGUCGCAGUGAUGAACCUCCAAUAUAUUUGCCGUCGUCGGACACAAAGCUUUCAAUCCAUCAACAGUACAAAGAGGUGUGCAUAGAGAAUGACAAACUAUACGUUGGUUUAACAACAUUCAAAGACCUGUGGUCAACAUGUGUUCCGCAUAUAAAGAUAAGUUCACCAAUAGAAGAUGUGUGUCGCACUUGCGAAGAUUUUAGACAAGAAAUUAAACUUGCUAUGAGUGAAGAUGAUAAGUUGUCGGCGACAGGAAGAUAUCAAUCACAUAUUCUACAAGCUAGAAAGGAGAGGGAUGUGUACAAGAAAUGUGUAGAAAGGUCAGCUGAAAUGUUUAGGAAAAGACAAGAACUUGAUCCAUCUGCGGGAGACAAUUUUUCAAUGGACGAUAUACAUUAUACAUUUGACUUUUCCCAGUACGUCAAAUUGCCACAUCACUCCAGAGAAAACGGGCCGACAUAUUUUAUUCAGCCCGUCAAGGUACAGAUAUUUGGUUUCCGGGUAGAUGGUUGCUGUCAGUACAACUACCUAAUCAGUGAGAACGAAAUAUUAGGUCGUGAUGGACAGCUGGCUCACGGACCAGAUUCAGUUAUUUCCAUGUUAGACCAUGCGUUCCAUUCAUACGGAUCUGGUGAGAACGACUGUAGCAUUCAUGCUGACAAUUGUUUCGGUCAAAACAAGAAUCGUUACGUUCUGGCGUAUUUUGCCUGGAGAAUCAUGGUUGGAAAACACAGAAAUAUUACAUACAUGAUGCAGAUUCCCGGACAUACUCGGUGCUUGAUUGAUGCGGGAUUUGGAAACAUUAAAAAGUUAUACCGGAGAACAGACUGUGACACACCGCAACAUAUAGCUGAAGUAGUUGGAAAGUCGUCAGUCAGCAACUUUCCUGUAACUUAUGGUGCAGACGGAUGGAUAUGGCGGGCGUGGAAAGUAUUUCUGUCAGACAGAUUUAAAAAAGUUCCGAACAUAUCAAAAUACCACAGUUUCAGAUUCACCAUUGAACAACCCGGCGUCGUCUAUAUGAAAGAAAACGCAGACGAUAUAGAUGAAAUCCGAUUCAUCAUCUGUAAAACGCAUUACCUACCAAUGGAUGUCACCGAUAUUCCGGACGUACUGCCACCUGGCGGAUUGAGCAAAGAGAGACAGGAAUACUUGUUCCGGCACGUGAGACCACUUGUUAGGCAACCAUUUCAGGACAUACUUUGCCCGAUUCCUACUCAGACGGAAUAGAGUCGUUUAGUGUUUAGUUUAAUGCCAGUAUAGGUAAUAGCCGAGUUUUUGAAACGACGUGACAAUUUAGAGUAUUGCACAAAACUUUAAACGUUACCAUGGAAACAUAUAAUAAAUUAUUAAAGCAGCUAUUAAAAUUCAUCGGGAAAAGUGUUAUAAUUGAAGAUUAUUUCUGACAACUUAUUCAGAAUGAACUCAACUUUUAUGUUUACGUACCCGUUUUAAGAAGCAUUAUAUGGACGUUCAAAACAAAAACUACUGUGUUAUUGUUUAAUAUUUUCCAAAACCUGUGUAACUAUCGUAUGCAGUAAGUAAGCAGACUAGUUCUUUCUAGUAACGAAACUUUAGUGGUUUGCGUAACAUAUUCAAUAAUCGUACUGAAUUUGAAAUGUUCCGAAGGUCAUUCCUUGAAAGUCACAUUUUAGCGAUUUUUAGGAAACAAUAUCAUACCAUAGUGUUACCAUGGAAACGAUAAAUUCUUGGUAGUAACUAUUUGCUAUUAUUCUGUAAAAUCUGUGUGGAAGGGAAAGUUUCAAGUACAAUUGCCUUUAUAGAAUCAAUGAAAAGGAAACAGCUAAUGAAAUUCGAGUUGAAAAAUAUUUCAUAUAUGAUUAAUGUUCAUUACCACUGAUUGUUCUUCAUACUUCACUAGACAUAUAUUGUUUUCUAUACUUUGUUGUUUAAGUAAUAGCUUGAUGGGAUUGACUGAACAAAAAUGACAUGUUAAUGAAUUUUAGCGGUUUCUAAAUAUCACGUGCAGAAGUAUUAAUUAGUAGCUAUUUCGAGCCUUUUUAAAAUAUCAUUUUCGCUACUAUAUUUUAAAAAGAAAACAGUUGCCAUGGAAACAGUAGCUAUUGAUUCUGAUCAUUCUGUGUUUUACUCGAAUGUUCAGUUUACAUGACAAAGACAGUACAAGUCAAUAAUUUAAUAAUAUAAAUAUAUAUGUGUAUUAUUACGCAUAUAGAGAAACCGAUUGAAAGUUAUGAUAAAACUGAUUCAUCAACUUCUAAAUGCGAUAUCCAAAACCUAUGUUUUCCUGUUAAAAGGAAAUUAUUUUACAUGAAACACAUAUUUAUGCAAAAUAUAUCAUUUUCAAUGUAUUUGGGUGUCUUUUUUUUAGUGUGAGCAUUUCUUCUCGAUUUUAAUAUCACUGAUCUCCUAAAAAGAAUUUAAUUUGUUAAUUUUGUUAUUCGUUGCUAUGGCAACGAAAAUUACAAUAAUUUUUAUUCCAGUUGCAUCUUAUAGAUUAAAAGCUUCAUUUGUGUAUAUGCUGCCGAAUAUUCAAAUAGUUGAUUCCUACUUUUUAACUGCAGAUAAUAAGCUGAUGAACUCUGUAUACUGUUCAAAAUAAAUAACUCCGAAUGAGUACUUAUUGUUGCUUUUUUGUUUUAUUAUAUCAUGUCACAAAAUAUAGCAUAUUUCCAUAAUUACUGAAGAUAGACAACUGAAAUUUCGGUUUCUGAUACAAAAUUAAGCGUUCUUUCAGAAAAUGGAAAAAGUUAAAAAACAUAAAAAAAUACCAUAAGGACCUUUUAUGCUUGACG
Mercenaria mercenaria is the source of this 3621-nucleotide messenger RNA. RefSeq lists its product as uncharacterized. The transcript is spliced from 5 exons. The record is from RefSeq and is a predicted model, not a curated record. NCBI's taxonomy places the organism in Eukaryota, Metazoa, Mollusca, Bivalvia, Venerida, Veneridae. The coding region runs from base 146 to 2077 and encodes 643 amino acids.